Thunnus maccoyii (southern bluefin tuna) is the source of this 1985-nucleotide messenger RNA. Its product is annotated as coagulation factor VII-like. The record is from RefSeq and is a predicted model, not a curated record. Gene Ontology annotation, molecular function: serine-type endopeptidase activity; calcium ion binding. The transcript is spliced from 8 exons. Gene Ontology annotation, biological process: blood coagulation; proteolysis. Gene Ontology annotation, cellular component: extracellular region. Bases 637 to 1980 code for a protein of 447 amino acids. Lineage: Eukaryota; Metazoa; Chordata; Actinopteri; Scombriformes; Scombridae.
CGUAAGAAUGCUUUUGGCUCAACAUAUAAAUAAAAUAAAGACCAGUAGUUGAUUUUACUGUCUUUCCUCAUUAUUUCAUGAGUGUAGAUUUCAGAUGCCGAAUGUUACGUUGCAGCAAGUGUGUCUUUUUUCUUCUGAUAGAGCUGGGAUAGCAUUUUCCUCCUGUUUCCAGUCUUUAUGCUAAGCUAAACACAUCCUUGGUUUCCAGAUCCUGAUGUAUGUUGUCUUGUCAUCAAUUUAGUCAGUAAAUGACGGCCUAAUCAACAGACAUACUGAUUAAAUAUAGAUUGUGUUUGCUGUGUAAAAUGGUGCAUCUGUGCUUUUUCCCUGAAUGUUUUAUUUCAGAAAAGUGCAUUAAUUUCCAUGAUAUUAGACAGCAAAGCAUUUUCCCAAAAUGUUGAAGUGAUCCUUUAACUUUAGGCUAAUACUAGUGUAACUAGCCCCAUGCUAGCGUCUGUAACAUCCAUGCAUACUAGAGAUGUAUUAAAGCAGUAUUUCAGGGCUGUUCGUCUACUUUGUCAGGCGGGGUUUUUCCAUUUGGGACAUGUGAUCAGUUGUGGGUGGAGGAGGACCAGACUUUGCACCUUUGGGUUCACACAGAACAGCACAGCACCAACUUUCUAAUGGAAAUCAACAAUGUGGCUGAAAGUCUUUGUCACCUUCGUCUUCAGCUUCUCCAGCUGCCAGCCGGCAUCAGUCUUCCUGGAUCCAGACCGGGCCCACGGCGUCCUGGUCCGGACUCGGAGGUAUAACUCAGGCUGGCUUGAGGAGCUAAAGAUGGGAGAUCUGAAGCGGGAGUGUCUGGAGGAAGAAUGCUCCUACGAGGAGGCCCGGGAGGUGUUUGAACACACCGAGAUCACGGACGAGUUUUGGAAGACCUAUAACAUACCAGACAGCUGCAAGUUGAACCCCUGCCUGAAUGGUGGAACCUGCUCUGUCCAGGCUUCAUCCUACACCUGCUACUGCCUGCAACAGUUCAGCGGACUCAACUGUGAGCUCGAAUACCACGCCGACCCCGAGACCUGCCAGCUGGACAACGGAGGCUGUGAACAUUUCUGUGUUGAAGACGAGGGAGGACAUAGACUUAACUGCUCGUGUGCAGACGGUUACUUCCUGGACACUGAUGGGACGAGCUGCCUGGCAAAAGAGUCGAUAGCGUGCGGCAUGGUCCCUGUCCUGCAGGGAGAAGAUAAAGCCAAGCAGCUCGACCCUCGAGCACGAAUUGUCGGUGGAGUAGAGUGUCCCAAAGGUGAAUGCCCCUGGCAGGUUUUGCUGGUGUAUGAGGGCAAAGGUUUCUGUGGUGGUGUGAUUUAUAAACCUACAUGGAUCCUCACAGCGUCUCACUGCCUGGAGGACACUGACGCGCAGUUUCUAAAAGUGGUCGCAGGCGAACACAACACUGAGGUGGAUGAGGGCACGGAGCAGUACGUCCAGGUCGCCCAGAUCAUUAUGCACGAGCACUAUGUGAAGAGCACCGCUGACAAUGACAUCGCCCUCCUGCGCCUGGCGUCGCCCAUCGUUUACACGCCAUAUGCCGUCCCAGCCUGCCUGCCGACGAGACCGCUGGCAGAGCAACACCUCUGGGCAAUCAUGAAGCACACAGUGAGUGGCUGGGGAAGGCGGGGGGAGAACGGACCCACCUCACAUGUGCUGCGACGGCUCAAAGUACCUCGGAUCCUGACGCAGCAGUGUCUAGAGGAGAGUGGCGUGGUGCUCACCAAGAACAUGUUCUGCGCCGGGUACAUCGAGGGCCGGCAGGACUCGUGUAAAGGCGACAGUGGCGGGCCGCUAGUGACGGCGUACAAGAAGACAACGUUCCUGCUGGGGAUCGUCAGCUGGGGGAAGGGCUGUGCCCGACCGGGCAACUACGGCAUCUACACCCGGGUGUCCAACUACCUGGAGUGGAUCCACAACCGAACAGCGAGACCAGAACAGCCGACAAACAACACCAAGGCUUUACUGCACAACCUGACCACCUGAGAACA